GCUCUUCCUGAGACGCCUGACUCAGGGCAGAAAAAAACCCAUUUUGAGAGCUCUGAAUUGUGGGUAAGACAUGUCUGCGCCCUGUCAUGAGCUCGGACCACCUAACCUCUAUGUGAUAUCUCAGUUCUCCAAGUUGUAAACAAGGACUUCUCGUUCAAACAGCGUUCGUUUAAACACUGAAUCUUAAAGAUGUUGGAUAACACGCAGAAAGAGCGCAUCUCUAGAGAUGCGCACACAAGAGCAAUUAUUUCCGAAAUGCUGGCGAAGAAUUUCGAGAAGCUGCCCGACAUUGAUCAGAAAUUAUUCGUCUACGGACACAUGUAUCUGGGGGGAAAUGCUGGGCUCGCAGGAGUGAUAUCCAACAGCUUUUACCGCCGAGCUCUGAAUGUCAAAGAGGCGCGCAUCAGCUCCAACCUGCCGAUGGCCGUCCUGCCCUUCCUGACAACAUAUGCCUUGUACAACGCAACGGUGUCCAACCCCCUCCUGUCCGGUGACCUCAACUGUCCCACCUGUGUACUGAUGCGAGGUUUACUUGUUGGCGUGGUGGGCGGUGGGGUGUACCCCAUCCUCCUGGCCUUACCUGUGAGUAUGGGCCUCGCAGCCAGGUACAACACAGCACCGAUGCCAGAGAAGGGCAACCUGCUCCGGUACUGGAUGGACAUCUCCAAACCGGUCCUGAGGAAGAUGAGGCCAGUGCUGUUUCUCCAGGCCUUCUUCGGCACCUACCUGGCCAACAGGGACUUUGACACUUACACCAGACUGGCCGAGAUGACAUUUCACGCAGGCGGAGAAGAACUUAAAGACUAAAAUAUUUGAAUUGAACCUUAAAAUAAACCAUUUAAUAUGGAAUAUGCCUGGGAUCUUUACUGCAGGGUUACAAUUAAGUGUGGGCUGCGUCUCUGAUAUUGUGUGUCAAAGUUAACAUUAAACAGAUUUUUGGUAACACUUCAUGCAUUAAGGAGAUAACACUGCUAUACAAAUUUGGCACAUUUCUAAUCAGUAUGUUCUUUAAAUUUGUCUGAAACAAUUAUUGGAUUAGUCAUCCAUAGAAGAAUAGUCAGCAACAUUGUUUUAUAAUCUAUUAUCAUCAUAUUCAUCCUAAUCUCAAAUGUGUGGGUUAUUCCUUUUGUUUGUUACAUUACAUUUUAAAGUCAAUAUCUUGCUGUGGAAAAUUGUGUUGGGCAGUUUCCACCAUUUUUUAACAUUUUAUAGACAAAAUACUGAUCAUUUGUAAAAUAACUGAAAGAUUUAUUGAAAGAAAAAGGAAAAUAAUUGUUGGUUAGUUGCAGCCCUUUCAGAGAUAAUGCGUUGGCUCUGUUGAUUGCCUAAUGAAUUUAUCUUGACUUGACUUCGAUAUCUGCCUGGAUUGGCAGAUUAAAUCUUCUUAUGUGCUCAUCCAUUCACAUGGAUUUUUCUACCCUAAUCCAAAAUGUCCACAUGCAAAUGAGGUAGAGGCUGUACAUCAACCCUGACUGUGUGAAUUCAUAGUCUGUGCAAUGCUUUGAUCAAGCGUGUCAUAAACAAAAUCAACUGCAGGCAAUCAGCUAAGCAUGGUUGACUUUUAUUAAAGGCUUUUUUUUAAGGAA
Molecule: messenger RNA, 1586 nt
Organism: Dicentrarchus labrax (European seabass)
Lineage: Eukaryota; Metazoa; Chordata; Actinopteri; Moronidae
Gene: tmem126a
Product: transmembrane protein 126A
Exons: 1
Coding region: 190-807 (205 amino acids)
Biological process (GO): mitochondrial respiratory chain complex I assembly
Cellular component (GO): mitochondrion
Source: RefSeq, a predicted model, not a curated record